GUGAUAUUGUCCUUUAACUCAGACGUUCCCACUCGAAUAACAUAAGGAAGGAAGAGCGAUGUUUUUCAGAGGAAGCUAAACACCACCGCAUCAACUGGGUUUGAACUUUGAUGAACGGUAAACGAUGAACGCAGUGAGGCGUAGAUUGUUGCACACUCUUCGCAGCGACGCCCCCUCUGGAACACUGAAGAGAAGGGCGUUGGAAUUGGAGAAGAAGAGAAAGACUCGGCACUCGAAGAGCAAGGACCAGUUCAUCGUCACAGUUCCCGAAUCCCUCUCCUACCUCGACACCGCCACCAUCCCCAUGUACUUCGCCGCCAUCGGAAUCGCUCUCUUCGCCAAGCUCCUCAUGACGUACGAUGAUUCGAGGUCCCAAGAGCUGCUGGAGCGGAAGAUAAAGAAUGCCCCUGAAGGGCAAGGCAGUGUUAGAAUGCUCACUCGAGAGGAGUGGGAUGAGUUUCGAGAAGUCAGGCCCAGAACUCCGUUUGAGUCCACGCUUGCGCGCCCCAAUUCCAGAAUAAGAACCGGCGAACCGUUGCGUCUGGAGGACGUGAAGGAUUGGACGACUGAUGUUCUCAUGGAUGCUUUUCACAGGGUAGAAGAGUAUGGUAAACAUGGUUCUAAGUAAUGUAACUUGUCCUUAGUUAUAUCUUUUUUUUUUCUUUUCAAUUUUAAUGCUUAAUAUAACUAAUUUCCAGUACUAUGUGUUGUUGUAAUCUCUGAUGAGAUGGGGUGAAAUCAUAAUAACUACUGCACAUUCACCAAGGAAAAUUGUAUGAAAUUUUGGCAAACAUGAAUUACCGAAUGGAUUAUAUAUUGGUGUAAGUAUGUUGUAAUGUACUCUUUAAAACAAUAUAAGAUAGCUACUGUGUAUGCUCA
Glycine soja is the source of this 879-nucleotide messenger RNA. RefSeq lists its product as uncharacterized. The record is from RefSeq and is a predicted model, not a curated record. The transcript has 3 exons. Lineage: Eukaryota; Viridiplantae; Streptophyta; Magnoliopsida; Fabales; Fabaceae. Bases 125 to 628 code for a protein of 167 amino acids.